Carica papaya (papaya) is the source of this 2894-nucleotide messenger RNA. Lineage: Eukaryota; Viridiplantae; Streptophyta; Magnoliopsida; Brassicales; Caricaceae. The record is from RefSeq and is a predicted model, not a curated record.
UUUGACUUUGCCAUUCAUCAUUCCUGUGUUCAAACAUGAAGCAAUCUACACCAGAUUUUGCUAUAAAAAUUCAUGCCAAAUGAGAUCUUCUGAAUUCUGAUGAUUCGGUUUUAAAACAAACUGAUUUUAUUUCAGAAAUGAAGUUCUUAAACAAAAAUAUUCCAAGAAGAGCUUGCAUACCUGUUUUGGAUUUAUUUAUUAUUAUUUUCUUGUUUGUAGUUCACUUAUACUCUCUGUCUUCAUCUGCCAUGCUCACGAACAAAACCGAUCAACUUGCCUUGCUUGCCUUCAAGAAAGAUGUAACUGAAGAUCCAGAACAAGUUUUGACUUCAUGGAAUAAUUCUCUUCACUUUUGUGAAUGGCCAGGUGUUACGUGCAGUCACCGUAGACAACGUGUCAUAGUCCUGGACUUGCAAUCUCGGAAAUUCGGAGGCAGACUAUCUCCGUUUUUAGGUAAUCUCUCCUUUCUCCAAGUCCUAAACCUUGGUGGCAACAACUUCCGCGGAGAAAUCCCACCAGGAAUUGGCAAUUUGUUUUGGCUUCGGUAUCUUUUCUUGAAUGAAAAUUCUCUUGGAGGGGGAGUUCCAGCAAAUCUAAGUCAUUGCUCAGAGCUUAGAGUCCUCCAUUUAAACUUCAACAAACUGACAGGAAGAAUUCCAGAGGAGCUCAGCAGUUUGCCAAAGCUUGCUGCUUUGCAUAUUGCCGCUAAUAAUUUGACAGGAGGCAUACCCCCUGUGUUGGGUAACAUUUCUUCACUUUUAAAUCUCUCAUUAGCGCGAAAUAACCUAGGUGGAAACAUACCAGAAGAUCUCAGCCGACUGUCAGCCCUGAGCUUUUUCCAGGUUGGUGCAAAUAAUCUGUCCGGUAUCAUCCCCCCAUCACUAUUCAAUCUGUCAAGAAUUACUAUAUUUGCUGUGGCAGAUAACCAGUUGACAGGGACUUUGCCAGAAAGUCUAGGAACUAAUUUUCCCAAUCUCCAAAUACUUGCGGUUGGAGUAAAUCAGUUUUCAGGGCGAAUUCCAUCGUCAUUAUCCAAUGCCAGUGGUCUCCAGCAAAUUGAUUUCCCAGAUAAUCAUUUUUUCGGGGGAAUGCCUAAUGAUAUAGGAAUCUUAAAGGGUCUUCGAAGUUUAAAUGUUGGACGAAACAUGCUUGGGAAUAAAGAAGAAGCCAGCAACCUGAACUUCCUGAAUUCAUUAAUCAACUGCAGCAAAAUGGAAUUGCUAGGCAUCGAUAGUAACCAAUUCAGUGGAGAAUUGCCAACUUCAAUAGCUAAUUUCUCCAUUAACCUCAGAACAAUGCUAAUAGGAGACAACAGAAUAUCGGGAACCAUUCCUGCAGGAAUUGUGAAUCUCAUAAACCUGAGCAGCUUAUAUCUUCAGCAGAAUUUAUUCAGUGGGCAAAUUCCCCAGGAAAUCGGAAAACUCUCAAGCCUGAGACGUCUACUUAUGAACGGAAACAGACUAUCUGGCAAUAUCCCUCUCUCCAUUGGCAACAUCACUGAACUUUUUGAACUCCGAUUAGAUGGAAACAUCCUAGAAGGAAGUAUCCCUGCAAUUCUUGGAAACUGCCAACAUUUGCAAGUUCUGAACCUUUCUCAUAACAAACUUAGCGGCAACAUACCCAAGGAAGUUAUUGGCCUUCCCUCUCUGUCUAUUUCUCUCAAUCUUGCAGAAAAUGUUUUGAGUGGAAACUUACCUGUUGAAGUGGGUAACUUGAUAAAUCUAAAAGAAUUAGAUCUAUCAGAAAAUAAACUUACCGGAAACAUCCCCAGCACGCUAGGCAAUUGCUUAACCUUAGAGCAGCUUUCUAUUAAUGGAAACUUCUUUGAAGGAGAGAUUCCUUCAAGUUUCAAUGCUUUGAAGGGUCUACAAGACCUGGAUCUCUCCAGAAACAACUUGUCUGGGACAAUCUCAGAAUUCCUACAGGAUAUUGUCCAUUUGAAACACUUGAAUCUGUCUUUUAACAAUUUUGAGGGUGAAGUGCCAAGAAAAGGAGUCUUUUCAAACAUUUCAGCCAGUUCACUUUCAGGGAAUAGCAAGCUCUGUGGAGGUAUCUCACACCUGAAAUUGCCUGCCUGCCCAACUCAGGAACCCGAAGAAGAAGAAACAUCUGUAUCCAUUAAAGUGAUCAUAGUAAUCACUGUAAGUUCUAUUUCAGGUUUUUCUCUACUAGUUUGUAUUCUCACAAUUCUUGUCCUAAAAAGGUUAAGAAGGAAAACAUGUUUCACAUCUCCUAUGGUGGAACGGUGGCAUUCUGGUAUUUCUUACAAAGAUCUGCAUAAAGCAACAGAUGGAUUUUCCCAGGCUAACUUGAUAGGAGCUGGUAGUUUUGCUUCCGUCUACAAGGGAAUUCUCAAUGACAGCACACAGCAUAUUGCAGUGAAGGUACUAAACCUUGAGCAAAGAGAAGCAACCAAGACCUACAUGGCAGAAUAUGAAGCUUUGAGGAAUAUCCGACACCGGAAUCUUGUAAAGAUCUUAAAUUCAUGCUCCAGCAUCGACAUUAGAGGUAAUGAAUUCCGAGCUCUGAUACUUGAAUUCAUGUCUAAUGGGAGCCUGGACAAAUGGCUGCACCAAGAUACAAGUGAGAACAAUCAACAGAAGUUGACCUGUGUUCAGAUGCUCAACGUUGCAAUAGAUGUUUCUUCUGCACUGGAAUAUCUUCACUAUCACUGCCACACCCCAAUUAUUCAUUGUGACCUCAAACCAAGCAAUGUUCUUCUUGAUUCUGAUUUAUGUGCACAUAUUAGUGAUUUUGGCCUUUCAAAGUUUCUCACAGAAUGCACAGAUUUUUGUCUUUGGAAUGAGUCUAGUUCAAUUGGGCUAAGAGGAUCUAUUGGUUACGUCGCCCCAGGUAUGCCUCCUUUCUGCAGCAAACUAUCCUUGUGCAAAUAA